Paecilomyces variotii is the source of this 1170-nucleotide messenger RNA. RefSeq names its product vacuolar ATP synthase subunit C. The record is from RefSeq and is a predicted model, not a curated record. Lineage: Eukaryota; Fungi; Ascomycota; Eurotiomycetes; Eurotiales; Thermoascaceae. Gene Ontology annotation, biological process: proton transmembrane transport. Gene Ontology annotation, molecular function: proton-transporting ATPase activity, rotational mechanism. The transcript is spliced from 5 exons. Gene Ontology annotation, cellular component: vacuolar proton-transporting V-type ATPase, V1 domain. The coding region runs from base 1 to 1170 and encodes 389 amino acids.
AUGUCGAAGACAACAACCAAGUAUCUCCUCGUCUCGCUCCCCUCCUCCAUCACCCCCUCCUCCCACCGGGACGACGCUCUGGGGGCAAUUUCCUCAACCGUUGCGGACAAUGGCACUGUCACCCAGUUCCCUAUCCCCGAAUUCAAGAUCGGGACCCUGGACGCCCUGGUCCAGCAGGCGGAUGAGCUGGCGAAACUCGAGUCGGGAUGCCAAGCCGUCGUUUCGAAAGUCACCGAUGCACUGAGGAACAUCCUGGACAACGACGAGGCACAGAUUGAGAAGAUGAAAACUGUCAAUGAUAAGCCUGUUGACCACUAUCUCCGAACGUUCACAUGGAACAAGGUGAAGUACCGGGCUGAUAAGCCAUUGGCAGAGUUGAUUGAUCUCUUGCAGAAGGAAACAGCUAGCAUUGAUAAUGAUAUCCGGAGUAAAUACUCUCAGUACAACCAAGUCAAGUCUAAUCUGGCGACUCUACAGCGGAAACAAACGGGCAACCUCUCGACGAGAUCCCUGACGUCCGUCGUGGACCCUCGUCUGCUUGUGCAAGAGUCUGAAUAUAUCGAGACGCACCUUGUUGCUGUUCUCAAGCAGCAGGUGAAGGAGUUCCUAAAGACGUAUGAGACUGUAUCGCCCAUGGUUGUUCCGCGCUCUGCGACACUGGUUGCCGCCGAUGAUGAGUUCACCCUCUACGCUGUGACUACCUUCAAGAAGCACAGCCCGGAGUUUAUCCACAAGUGCAGGGAGCAUAAGUGGAUCCCCCGAGAUUUCAAAUAUGUGGAAGGUGGACGGGAAGAGGAGAGAAAAGAGGUCGAGCGGGUUGGUGGUGACGAGAGGAAGCUAUGGGGAGAAACAUUGCGGCUGGGAAGAACUGCCUGGAGUGAGGCCGUAAUGGCUUGGAUCCAUGUGCUUGUUCUACGGGUAUUCGUGGAGACAGUUCUCCGGUAUGGUCUGCCACUGGACUUUGUGUGCACGAUCAUCAGGACGACACCGAAGCAAUCCGCAAAGGCAAAGAGUGCACUCGACGAGAAGUACUCGUACUUGGCGGGUAACGCAUUCGGGCGUGACAAGAAGGGCCGCGUCAAGAAAGAUGACCCUGGGGAGCUCCACGCUGCCGGCGAGGGUGGUGCGGAGUAUACUCCAUACGUCUAUUACGAAUUCCAGUUUGACUAA